Messenger RNA from Pelobates cultripes (western spadefoot toad), 374 nucleotides. Lineage: Eukaryota; Metazoa; Chordata; Amphibia; Anura; Pelobatidae. The record is from the annotation of a GenBank genome assembly.
ACUCCUAUAUCAGAGAGAGUAUCCCAGUGCAGUCAGAAUGCGUCAGACUCCUAUAUCAGAGAGAGUACCUCAGUGCAGUCAGAAUGCAUCAGACUCCUAUAUCAGAAAGAGUAUCCCAGCACAGUCAGACUCCUAUAUCAGAGAGAGUAUCCCAGCGUAGUCAGAGUGCGUCAGACACCUAUAUCAGAGAGAGUACCCCAGCGCAGUCAGAAUGCGUCAGACUCCUAUAUCAGAAAGAGUAUCCCAGCACAGUCAGACUCCUAUAUCAGAGAGAGUACUCCAGCGCAGUCAGAGUGCAUCAGACUCCUAUAUCAGGCCGAGUACACCAGCGCAGUCAGAGUGCGUCAGACUCCUAUAUCAGAGAGAGUACCUCA